Messenger RNA from Bradysia coprophila, 488 nucleotides. Its product is annotated as protein FRA10AC1 homolog. Lineage: Eukaryota; Metazoa; Arthropoda; Insecta; Diptera; Sciaridae. The record is from RefSeq and is a predicted model, not a curated record.
GUCUCUCACUGUCAUCCCCAUUUGUUUUGGUUGUGUAAAUAUUUGGUAAACAUGGCACGAUUCGGCAACUUGAAUCCUUACGAUUUGCACAAACGUCUCAUCAAUGACUACAUUCUGAAGAAACCGGGAGACACAAAGGUUCUGCAGCGUGACACAUCCAAAGAUCGUACAGAUUACGAUGUAAUUCGUGACAAUCAUCGAUUUCUAUGGGACGAUGAAGACGACGAAACAGAUUCGUGGGAAAAGCAAUUGGCCAAACGCUAUUACGAUAAAUUGUUCAAAGAGUACUGCAUUUGUGAUUUGAGUCGAUACAAGGAUAACAAGGUUGCUAUGCGAUGGCGUGUGGAGAAGGAAGUGGUUACGGGGAAAGGACAAUUCAUUUGUGGAAAUCGAACGUGUUCGGACAAUUCAGGACUUUGAAGCUGGGAAGUAAAUUUUGCCUAUGCCGAACAUGGGACACGGAAGAAUGCUCUCAUCAAACUGGCGUA